AGUGCUGUUCUUUAUCCUGCCCUCCAGUGGCGCUCCAGUGAUAGUGUUGAGUGUACAUUUUAACUUCUGGUCAUGGGACUGAGCACGCAUGUGUCAAAGCAAUCCCGAGAUACCACAUGUACUGUAUAAAUUCCCCUCAAGAACUACUAGCUAGUCAUUGUCUUCAGGUAACUUUCAUUCUGUCUUUGAAUUACUGAGAGCAGGUGCCUGGGCCCGAUGAAAUGAACUUCUCAGUCGACACAAACACGUCCAUCGUCCUGCUGAAGGAGUCUUUCAAAACAGCGCUGACCAAGAACAUCAUCGUUGUGGCGCUCUCCAUCAUCAUCAGCUACAUCAACGGUGUCAUGGUCCACACCUUCCUAAGACACGAGAUUUUAAACGAGGACCCGCGAUACAUGCUCUUCAUCCACAUGGUGCUUAACGACAUAAUACAGCUGAUGAUUGCAGUCAUGCUUCACGUCUUCAGCUAUGUGUUCUACGCCAUCAACGUGUCCUUCUGCUGCCUCCUGCUGAUGAUCGUCAUCUUCUGCACCCAGAGCACUCCUCUGUAUUUAGCCAGUAUGGCUAUCGAGUGCUACAUCGCCGUCUGUUACCCAUUACGACAUACCCAGAUCUGCACCGUCAGAAGAACUCACAUCCUCUUUGCCCUCAUCUACACAUUGGUUGCCCUCCCUGCUCUACCAGACAUCAUAGUUAUACUGGCUAUAGAACCGCUAAAUUUCUUCCACUCCACAGCUCUCUGCCUGCGUGAGACUGUCCUUCGAUAUCCUAUUUUGCAGCAGAAAAAGGAUAUUACAAACACGAUGUACCUGGUGUUUGUUUGGUUUAUCCUGAUUUUCUCAUACCUGAGGAUCCUCAUAGCAGCGAAGGCAGCAAAGUCAGACAGUCAAAAGGCUCGGAACACUAUCAUCCUGCAUGCUGUGCAGCUUUUGAUGUCAAUGCUGACUUACUUAGAGCCAGUAAUUUAUAAUCUCCUGCUGUACAUGUUCCCUAAGUACAUUCUAGAAGUGAGAUUCACAACCUACCUGAUAGUUCAGAUUUUGCCAAGAUUUCUCAGUCCAUUUAUCUAUGGUGUUAGAGACCAAACGUUCCGUAAGUAUCUAAAGAAAUACUUUUGUAACACAACUGUCCAUAAUAGAAAUGUAUCCAUGUCAAUUUGAAUUAAUCGUGCCACCUGCCAAAGUUCUGCCCUGAUUUCUGUUGUGUCAGCAGGGACACCUCAGGUCUCAUUUGUAUUUACCAUUAAUUCCGCUUGCCUGCAGGUAGAAUAUUCAGUUUGCUGAAAGUAAAUCUUCCAUAAUCAUGGUAACUUUGGCAGUGUUUUAGUAUGACUUGUUUUUCAGAAACUACUAUUUAGAAUGACAGCUCUGUGACAUUCACCAUAUGUAUAAAUAAAUAAAGGUCAUUAAUUUCUUAAAUUUAAUGGCACCAAGACCCUUUUGUAUUUUAUUUAUUUAACAGAAAUUUUUAUCCAAAGCAAGAUAUUUUGUUUAGAGAAAGCAAGGCCGCUCAGUUAGGGGCUCGCAAAGAUGAACUGAGUCUCCCAAGCCUGGGAUUUGAAUUUGCAACCUACCGAUCACAUGCACAGAAUCGUAACCCACUGAGACACACAACAC
Molecule: messenger RNA, 1616 nt
Organism: Brienomyrus brachyistius
Lineage: Eukaryota; Metazoa; Chordata; Actinopteri; Osteoglossiformes; Mormyridae
Product: odorant receptor 131-2-like
Exons: 2
Coding region: 222-1160 (312 amino acids)
Biological process (GO): G protein-coupled receptor signaling pathway
Cellular component (GO): membrane
Molecular function (GO): G protein-coupled receptor activity
Source: RefSeq, a predicted model, not a curated record